Molecule: messenger RNA, 1431 nt
Organism: Pieris napi
Lineage: Eukaryota; Metazoa; Arthropoda; Insecta; Lepidoptera; Pieridae
Product: trans-1,2-dihydrobenzene-1,2-diol dehydrogenase-like
Exons: 7
Coding region: 204-1223 (339 amino acids)
Molecular function (GO): nucleotide binding
Source: RefSeq, a predicted model, not a curated record
UUUACUAAUCACGAUUCACGAAGCAUGAUCCUUUUAUUUAUUUUUGCGCGACUGUUGACUGUCGAGGGAGCUUGUAAAUUAAUAUCUUUCCACCUUGCCCUGACUGAAAAAAGUCGGAAAUUUUAUAGAAUUUUCACCUGACCUAGCAGUAAACCAACUUGCUCUUGAUAUAAGAAUUACAACUUACUUAUAUUUAAUAAAAUAUGCCUGAAGUCACAAAAAUGUCUCGACAACUUCGAUGGGGCGUAGCAGGUGUGGGGAUGAUCAGCCACGAUUUUCUGACUGCUAUGGCCUCACUCCCAGCUGAUCAGCAUAAAGUAAUCGCUAUCGCUGGCAAAGACCUAGAUCGUGUUCAUAGAUUAGCUACGCUCCAUAAAAUUCCAACUGCUUAUGAAGGUUACGAAGCGAUGGCGCACGACACCUCAAUAGAAAUCGUAUUCGUCAGCGUACUUAAUAUGCAACAUUAUGAGAUAAGUAAGUUAAUGCUUGAGAAUGGUAAGCACGUUUUGUGUGAGAAGCCAAUAGGAAUGACAUAUAAACAGACUAAGGCUCUUGUCGACCUAGCCCGGGAAAGAAAGCUAUUUCUCCUUGAAGGGAUGUGGUCCCGCUUCUUUCCUGCGUACGAUGCUUUGGAUAAACAUUUAUCGGCUGGCGGUCUUGGGGAUAUAUAUCAUAUUAACAUACAAUUCGGUGUGGAAAUUACAGACUUAGAGCGGAACUUAAUGAAAGACUUGGGUGGCGGAGCGGUACUUGACUUAGGAAUAUAUAUGCUUCAAUUCCUUCAAUUCGUCUACAAGGAGCCCCCAACCGAUAUUGUAUGCACUGGGCAUCUAAGUAAGGUCGGCGUUGACGAGUCCAUUUCUUGCGUGCUGAAGUACAGCGAUGGCAGAACUGCGACUAUAGCAGCGCAUACCAGAGCUACUAUGACGAAUAGAGCCGAAAUUACUGGCACAAAAGGCAGUAUUGCGAUGGACUAUUUCUGGUGUCCAACCGUUUUGCACAUAUCGGCAGCUAAUAUUACGGAAUGGACUCUGCCAAAAGGAAAAUACAGGUUUCACUUCCAUAACAGUGCUGGUCUCAGCUAUCAAAUACAGGAGUGCUGGGACUGUAUUAAUAAAGAUUUACUCGAAAGUCCUAGAAUGAGCCUAGACGAAAGUGUCCUGUUAGCUAAAUUAAUGGACACCAUGAGGGCACAAGUUGGUGUUCUAAAUACAGCCACGUGAAAGUUCCGCUUACAGUGGUAGUUAAAUCGUGUAAUUGAAGAACGAUUGACCUUUUAAAUGCCUUAUUUAUAGAAGAUAUUGGCUAUGCAUACUUAAUAGUUUUCAAAAUACGUAACGUUCAGUAUUUACCUCAACAAAUCUGUGAUUUUAAAUAUUAUGAAGUUGGCACUGUUGUGAAUGAAAUUUACAAAUAAACUAAUUUAUUGAA